Molecule: messenger RNA, 1494 nt
Organism: Onychostoma macrolepis
Lineage: Eukaryota; Metazoa; Chordata; Actinopteri; Cypriniformes; Cyprinidae
Product: gamma-aminobutyric acid receptor subunit rho-3
Exons: 9
Coding region: 71-1483 (470 amino acids)
Biological process (GO): regulation of membrane potential; signal transduction; monoatomic ion transmembrane transport
Cellular component (GO): GABA-A receptor complex; membrane; synapse
Molecular function (GO): neurotransmitter receptor activity; GABA-A receptor activity; extracellular ligand-gated monoatomic ion channel activity
Source: RefSeq, a predicted model, not a curated record
GCUCUUUGGGAGAUUUCUGGACUCCAGCUACAGACGAAGAGAAACAGGUCUUCCAUCAUCGUAUCUGGUCAUGAAGCUGGUCCUGCUGACUCUCAGGCUGCUGUGCCUUGCUUGUCUCUGGCCCGUCACCUUGCUCAACAACCCCUACCCUAACCGGAAGAAAAACAAGGAUGUCUACUUGGCUGAGCAUGGCAAAAACAGAUUCAGAGGACGGAUUGACUACAAAUUAAAGAGAAAGGACAGCACUAAGUCCCUCCUGAUCAAAACUGAGCAGCUGCUAAGAAUCGAAGACCACGACUUUGCCAUGAGGCCUGGAUUCGGAGGAUCUGCCAUCCCUGUGGGCAUUGAUGUGCAGGUGGAGAGUAUAGACAGCAUCUCUGAAGUAAACAUGGACUUCACAAUGACCCUGUACCUGAGGCAUUAUUGGAAGGACGAACGUUUGGCUUUUCCCUCCAGUAACAAUCUAAGCCGCACAUUCGAUGGCCGGCUGGUAAAGAAGAUCUGGAAGCCUGAUGUUUUUUUCGUCCAUUCCAAGCGCUCCUUCAUCCAUGAUACCACCAUGGAGAACAUAAUGCUGAGGGUUUACCCAGAUGGCAACAUCCUUUACAGCGUCAGGAUUACAGUUACUUCUCUGUGCUCAAUGGACUUCAGUAGAUUCCCAUUGGACACUCAGAACUGUUCCCUGGAAUUGGAGAGCUAUGCAUAUGCUGAGAACGACCUCAUGUUGUACUGGAAAAAUGGCAAUGACUCUUUGAGGACAGAUGAGAUUGCUCUCUCUCAGUUCUUCAUUGAAGAGUUUCACCCCUCACAUGGUCUGGCACUGUACAGCAGCACGGGCUGGUACAACAGACUCUACAUCAACUUCAUCCUCAGAAGACACAUAUUCUUCUUCAUGCUGCAAACAUAUUUUCCUACAAUGCUGAUGGUUGUGCUGUCCUGGGUGUCUUUUUGGAUCGACAGGCGGGCAGUACCGGCCCGUGUCUCGCUUGGCAUCACUACAGUGUUGACUAUGUCCACCAUAAUUACGGGAGUGUCAGCGUCCAUGCCUCAGGUAUCAUAUGUGAAAGCGGUGGACAUCUAUUUGUGGACCAGCUUCCUGUUUGUGUUUCUGUCCGUCAUCGAGUAUGCAGCCGUCAACUACUUCACUACUAAGGAGGAAAUGAAGAAACUCGAGCAAUUGAAGCUCUCAGGAUAUGAUGCAUCUCAAGCCAUGGCGUUCGAUGGUUGUUUCCAUGACCAGGACAUAGAGCUCAGCACAUUUCCAUUGUCUGACCUAAACACAGACCCAUGCAUGUCCUCCAGGAACUCCACAACGCCCGACCUCCCUCCCGUCCUGGGCACACGCCUCCGUCGACGUCGUUCUAUCCGCCAAAGCGUCAACCAUAUCAUGAGCAACAGUUACAAGAUCGACUCCUAUUCAAGAAUAUUCUUUCCUUUGGCAUACUUUCUCUUCAAUAUCAUCUACUGGAGCAUCUACUCCUAAGUGAGAGAGAA